Toxorhynchites rutilus septentrionalis is the source of this 670-nucleotide messenger RNA. RefSeq names its product UPF0587 protein GA18326. The transcript is spliced from 2 exons. Bases 103 to 594 code for a protein of 163 amino acids. The record is from RefSeq and is a predicted model, not a curated record. Gene Ontology annotation, molecular function: zinc ion binding. NCBI's taxonomy places the organism in Eukaryota, Metazoa, Arthropoda, Insecta, Diptera, Culicidae.
ACAAUCACACAGCUAUACGAAUUCGGCUUCUUUCUCUCGAACCGGUCGAAUUGUUAUCACUUUCAUUCUUCUCUUUCAAACGGCUCGAAAGGCACAUCAAGCAUGGUGAAAAUUGGCCUCCAAAUAAAGGCCACUCUCGAGAACAUCGAGGAACUGAAAACCUGCCACCCGGACUACGCUUUCUUCCUCAAAAUUAAAUGCAGCAACUGCGGUGAGGUCUCGGAUAAGUGGCACGACCUCACCGAGCGAGAGCACAUCGAAGAAGAUUCACGCAACCCGAAAGGAUACAACUUUCACAUGAAAUGCCGGAUGUGUUCGCGUGAUAAUAGUGUGGAUAUAGUGGAAGGAAGCAAUGCAAGUUAUAACGCGGAGGAUUCGGGGAAACUGAAAACAAUCGUUGCAUUCGACUGCCGUGGGGUGGAACCUGUUGAGUUUAGUCCCAGAAGUGGAUGGAUUGCAAAGGCGACAGAUAAUGGGCCAACUUUUGAGGACAUAGACCUGUCGGAAGAUGACUGGGUGGAAUACGAUCAGAAGAACAAUAAUUCCGUAGGUGUUUAUGAGUUUGAGUUUAACUUCAUUAAAAUGAAGAAAUGAUGUGUUCUUAUUUUCUUCUUCUAAAUUGUUGUAUGGAAUGAAUUGGUUUUAUUUUGUUACUAGCUGAACCGGCAAA